CGACGACUUCGUUCGAACGUUACAGUUCUUUCUAUUCGAAAACAGAUGGCGUCCCGCGUACCGUUUUAUAAUGGUAUAUUAUCGGCGAAAGAAACCGUUUGGAUUUAAUUUUUAUGAAACUCAUCUUUAUCUUUUGCCGUCGAAAAAUAUCGUGAAAAAUCAUAAUUAUGAAAUGUUUUAUAAAAGCAACCGUAAAAUCCUAAUAUUUUUUUGAAAAACAUUUUGUAUUUGCUACGGCAGUACAUAUACUAAAAUUGGAACGAUACAGAGAAGAUCAGCAUGGCCCCUGCGCAAGGAUAACACGCAAAAUCGUGAAGCGUUCCACAUUCUUCCGAUCAACCCACCUCUUUGAAUACAGCUGUUACGCCAGAGUUUGCCGAUGACAAGGCCAUUAUUUCUAUCCAUGAUAAUCCUCACACAGCUUCCCACAAUCUUCAACUCCACCUUAACCUCAUGGCUCAUUGGUAUAAAAAAUGGCGUAUCAAAGUUAAUGAAUCCAAAUCACUCCAUACAACAUUUACUUUUCGUCGUACUCCCUGUCCUAUGGUGUCUCUAGACAAUAUUCAAAUCCCUUCCUCUCAAUCGGCCAAAUACUUAGGUCUGACAAUUGAAUGGACACUUCAAAUAAUGAUUACUCGUCGUCGGGCGGAUGGAUUGCAUCUACGAAAAAUAAAACCAAAAGAAUUCAUUCAAAUUCUUUCGAUCAGAGUUCACCACGAACGCCAAUAAAUAAAAAAAAAAAACUAUUUUUUUCCACAAAUCGGUAUGAAGUAUUAUCGCAAGAUGAUCCUCNCGAACGCCAAAAAAAAAAAAAAAAAAAACUAUUUUUUUCCACAAAUCGGUAUGAAGUAUUAUCGCAAGAUGAUCCUCCGUCCGCACCUCCGUCGUAGGAUAAUAAUUCAGCUCCUAUUCAAAAUCCCAUAGAUUCUAUUAAUGCCGCACCAAAAGUUCUGCGACCGCCCCCAAUUUUUGUAAGAGGUUUAUACAACUUCCCUGACCUGUACACUAAGCUUAUCGAGUUAAUCGGAGUAGAUAACUUUUAUUGCAAAUCAUCGACAGAUCGAGUGAAAAUAAUGACAACAAACCCUGAAUCGUAUAGAUCCUUGGUCCACUUCCUGAUAGACCAAAAAUCAGAAUUUCAUACUUUUCAACUUAAAGAAGAUAAACCAAUACGGGUUGUGAUUCGAAACCUCCAUCCAACUACGCCAACUGAGCUAAUUAAAUCUGAGCUUGAAAUGCGCCUAUUUGAAGUUAGGCAAGUCUCAAGUGUUCUCAAUAAAGUAAAUAAACAUCCAUUACCCUUAAUUUUUGUGGACCUUGAGCCAACUGAUCAGUCCAACGACAUCUACAAUCUCACGUCAUUACUUCACACGUUAAUAAAAGAGCCAUACAAGCCCAAAACUAUUAACCAAUGUUCAAACUGCCAAGAGUACGGGCACACUAAAUCCUGUGCACACUGUGUCCGUUGUGGUGCUCAACACACGACGUCCGACUGCCCAAAUCCCAGAGACGCCCCUCCCAAGUGCGCACUUUGUUCUGGAGACCAUCCUUCAAAUUACAAAGGCUGUUCGAUCUACAGGGACCUUCAACGACGCAAAAAAUCAAAGCCAAAUCAUCAAGUAGCUAAUAAUAUUAAUCCUAAAAAUAUACAUGUACAAGAAACGCAACCAGUGAAAGCCACCUUGACACCAUCCACUGUGAAUUAUACCUAUGCCCAAGCUAUUUCUAACUCCAACGCCAAUAAUACAAUUCCUCCUCAUCCAGAUAUUAAUGUACUAUUAGCGAAUUUCAUGAAUGAGUUCAAACAAUUAAUAAAUCCAUUAAUAACUCUUCUCACUAAAGUAGUCUCAAAUCUUUUAGAUAAAAAAUAAUGUCCUCCUCCACAAGCAACUCUAUUUUAAUUCUCCAAUUUAAUGCCAAUGGUCUUAAAAAUCACGUAAAUAAAUUGCAGCUAGUUCUUCAGGAAAAGCGCAUAGACAUUGCGCUAAUUUUGGAAACUCAUUUUACUAAACACUCCUACGUUCCCAUUACUGGAUAUAAUCUCUUGAAAUCAAACCAUCCGGACAAUACAGCCCAUGGAGGUGCUGCGAUUUAUAUUAAGUCCUCCCUGCUGUAUCAGUCACUUCCGAACUUCUGUCAACCAUAUUUACAAUCAUGUGCCAUACUUCUACAUCUCAAUAACAUACCAACUACAAUAGCAGCAAUCUAUUCCCCUCCAAGAAAUAAUUAG
This is a messenger RNA of Cinara cedri, 2230 nucleotides long. The record is from the annotation of a GenBank genome assembly. Lineage: Eukaryota; Metazoa; Arthropoda; Insecta; Hemiptera; Aphididae.